Messenger RNA from Aspergillus clavatus NRRL 1, 423 nucleotides. Its product is annotated as tautomerase family protein. The record is from RefSeq and is a predicted model, not a curated record. The transcript has a single exon. Bases 1 to 423 code for a protein of 140 amino acids. NCBI's taxonomy places the organism in Eukaryota, Fungi, Ascomycota, Eurotiomycetes, Eurotiales, Aspergillaceae.
AUGCCCCGCUGGCUCAUCCAACACAGCCCCAACACCCUCACUCCAGAGGAGAAAGCCACCCUCGCCUCCGAAAUCACCAAGAUCUAUACCCGCGUUGGUCUACCCGCGUUCUACGUGCAGGUCCAUUAUGUGGAGAUGCCUCCUUCAACCGCCUUCAUCGGUGGCGAGCCCCACCCCAACUUCGUCGCCCUGACCAUCUUUCACCUCGCGCGGACCAUGACCUCCGAGGAACAGGUGCAGAGAUUCCUGAGCCGCGUCGACGCGGUGCUGACGCCCGCUUUCGAGCCCAAGGGCAUCGACUGGGAGUACUUCAUCACGGAAACGCCGCGGCAUCUGUGGAAGAUCAAUGGGUUGGUGCCGCCGCCAGCGGGUUCGGAGGAGGAGAAGGUGUGGGCGGAGGAGAAUAGAGCCGUCAAGCUCUGA